CCGUUUGUUACACAUUUAUUUUAGUGGAGAUGCAACCAAAUAUUUAUUAUUUUAAAUGAAGUUAUGGGAAACAUUUUGAAAUGGCCAUCAAAGAUAUGGGAAAGAGAAAUGUGUCAGGAGGGCACACAGCACCACAGAGUCGGGGCUAUAUGGUACGACCACCUUUCCUGUACCAGAAAGACAUGUCUGAAAGGAGGGAAGAUACUCAUUGACAGAUGCCCAAUUAUUCGGAAGCAGAAGGGCUGCACAAUCUACUUUAAAAGUCCCAACUUGAGGUUUCCAGACUGCUGCGACUAUUUAAUUUGUCAGGAGAUUAAGGACUCGACAACAAACGAGGGCUACACAUCUCCUUCUGACCACGAAGAACCUCUAGGAUGAUAGCCUCUCUCUUCCAUACGAAACGCUUCAAUUGAAGGCACAGCGGGUGGGUGUUACGUUGAUGGUGAAUACUUUAACCAAGGAGAUAAAUGGUACGACGAAAAAACCCAACAAUACAUGAUGUGCGGCUUCGAUGGUGAGCCAAUACCUAGAGGCUCAUCGGACAGUGACAGUGACUCCAAAUUAAAUAUCGGUUGAAUAACUUAUAAAAUGGACUAUUAAAUCUGUUAUGAAUUUCUUUAUUACUUUUUACGAGCUAUGGAAUAUAUUGUAUUGAUGUUAAACGUUAAUAUGUUGUAGCUUGUGAAAUGCCUAAAAAUACCUUCAUUGCAUAUAAAUAUGAAUAAUACAAAUUGCAUACAUGUAUAUAUACUAUAAGUGAACUAA
Messenger RNA from Macrosteles quadrilineatus (aster leafhopper), 765 nucleotides. RefSeq lists its product as uncharacterized. The transcript has 4 exons. The record is from RefSeq and is a predicted model, not a curated record. NCBI's taxonomy places the organism in Eukaryota, Metazoa, Arthropoda, Insecta, Hemiptera, Cicadellidae. Bases 64 to 378 code for a protein of 104 amino acids.